AUGUACUUCAAUUUUUAAUUUUAGUUAUGGUACUCGAAUCUCAAUCAGAAUUGAUGUUUUAACUGCAGGCCAUUUAUCGUUCUUCUGUAAAGGGAAAAUAAGUAUAUAUGGUCCAUGAAAUAAAAAAAUAUAUAGAAUCAAAUAGAUAAGGUUCUCCAAGAAAUAGUUCACCCAGAUCUUCAAGAUAUUUGGAAGCCUCUCGUAUGUGGAGCAUUUAUGAAGAGAAUGAAGAGGAAGAAAGAGAUAACGAAAUUAAACUUAUUGGAAUUCGUCGCUGAC
This is a messenger RNA of Paramecium pentaurelia, 279 nucleotides long. NCBI's taxonomy places the organism in Eukaryota, Ciliophora, Oligohymenophorea, Peniculida, Parameciidae. The record is from the annotation of a GenBank genome assembly.